AUGGGCUCUGCUAGUGGUGGUUGUGAUGAAGGUUAUUCCACAGACAUUGGUGUAGAAGACAGUGCAUGUGAUAUGGAAAUAUCUGCUGGCAUGACUAAGUAUUGGCGUCCAAAUUGUGAUGAAAGUUUGAAGCCUCACGUAGGGCAACAGUUUGUUUCCUUGGAUAGUGCUUUUGGUUUUUAUAAACAAUAUGCUAGCUCCGUGGGUUUUGAUUGUAGGCAGAGCACAACUCGGAAGGGUAGGGAUGGUGUUGUUGUUUUGAAGCAGGUUGUAUGUAGUCGUGAGGGGUUCAAGCAGAGUUCGUCUAGUACUUCUUCUACCACACAAAGCACUGUUGUGAAGAGGCGUAGGGUGACAAAUAGGGUUGGGUGUAAGGCUAAAGUGGUGUUUAAGGUCAAUCGUAAUCUUGAUGCUGACCAUCAACUUUUUGUUGCAAGUUGUGUUCGAGCAAAUAUUGGUCCUACUCGGUCGUAUAGGUUGUUUAAGGAGAUUGUUGGUGAGUAUUCUAAUGUUGGGGCUACAAGAGUGGACUUUAAAAACUUCAAACGUGAUUUGAUGGCGUACAUUUUAAAUGGCGAUGCUCAAUUGUUCAUAGAUACAUUGUUUAAAAGGCGUGAAUUGUGUGAAGCAUUUGGGUUUGAAUACGAUAUUGAUGAGGAUGAUCAGCUUUCAAGGGUUUUCUUGGCGGACGCAGUAUCCAAGAAGAAUUUUUCUUUGUUUGGUGAUGUUGUUUCGUUUGAUGCUACAUACCGUACUAACAGGUAUAAUUUGGUUUUUGUCCCAUUUACUAGCAUUGGUAAUCAUACGAGAUGUAUCACAUUUGGUGCUAGGCUGCUUACGAAGGAAGACAUAGACUUAUACGUUUGGCUUUUGGAGAGCUUUAAGAAAAUAAUGGGCCAUGAUCCUAUUUGUGUUGUUACAGAUCAAGAUCCAGCUGUGAAGGUUGUUCUUGCUCAAGUGUUUGGUGCCUCAAAACAUAGAUUUUGUAUGUGGCAUAUAAUGUGUAAGGUGGGAGAGAAGGUUGGACCAGUUUUAUCAAAAGAUGAGGUGUUUAGGACGGAGUUGAAUGGCAUUGUUUGGGAUAAUUCACUUGAUCCCAAUGCCUUUGAGUUGCGAUGGAAUCAUAUUAUGGAGAAAUAUGGGUUGGGUGAUAAUGGUUGUUUGGUUGAGUUUCUGGUGCACUAUGACAGUGCUAUUGGUGCACAGCGACAUGCCCAAGCAAAAUUGAAUGUUGAUUGUGAAGCUUGUUUUCCAGUUUUGAAGACACCAUUGGCGUUGGAGCGGCAUGCCAUGGCUGUUUACACAAUUUCUAUAUUUUAUGAUGUUCAAGACGAGAUUUGUUCGGCUUGUUUUUCUUGUCAAGUGGUGUCUUUGACUGAUUUUAAUGGUUGCGUGUCAUAUGUGAUAAAAGAUGGUGACCAUAGGACAUGGCGUGUGGAGUUAGCUUUAAAUGAUUAUUGUGCAAGUUGUUCUUGCAAGAUGUUUGAGCAUCGUGGACUUGAGAGUAUUCCUUCUAGGUAUUUGGUGCAUCGGUGGGCAAAGGGUGCAUGUUUGCACCCAAUAUUUCAUAUUGAUGGUACACUUGUUGAUCAAUCUGCUAAAGUGGAGAAUGUUAGGGUGCUUACCAAUCUUAUGUGGUCUGAUAUUUAUGCUUGUGUGGGGUUGGCUGAUGGGAAUAUUGACCGUUUGUCACAGCUACAACGUGUUAUUAAUGAGCAAAGGCAAAUAUUUCUACAGGAUGGGAGUGAGAAUGGGAAUGGGGUGGCUGUUGGUAGCAAGCGAAGUGUGAUUAAUUCGUUUUGUGGAGAUGUGUCUGUGGGUUCGACAGUGGAUGUGCACGACCCUGUCCAAGCUAAGAACAAGGGUAGUGGUAAGCGCUUGAAGAGCGCAAGGGAGAGAGCUGCAAGCAAGUGUGCAAAACAAUCAAGGAGAUAUCACACUUGUGAUGAAUAUGGCCAUAAUAGUAGGACAUACCCUUUAAAUACUUGA
This is a messenger RNA of Ipomoea triloba (trilobed morning glory), 1989 nucleotides long. Its product is annotated as protein FAR1-RELATED SEQUENCE 5-like. The transcript has 5 exons. The record is from RefSeq and is a predicted model, not a curated record. NCBI's taxonomy places the organism in Eukaryota, Viridiplantae, Streptophyta, Magnoliopsida, Solanales, Convolvulaceae. Gene Ontology annotation, biological process: regulation of DNA-templated transcription. Bases 1 to 1989 code for a protein of 662 amino acids.